AUGGCCAACGAUCUUGUCCUUCUUACUGGAGCCACGGGCUUUAUUGGUCUCCGAACUUUAGUCUUGCUCUUGGAAGCGGGUUACAAAGUCCGUGUUGCAGUUAGGAACGAUACAGGCUCUGCGAAGAUUAAAGCUUUCAAACCUAUUGCCCCUUAUGAAUCUCAGAUUGAGUUUAUUACUGUUCCCGAUAUUACCCUAUCGGGCGCUUAUGAUGAUGCUGUCAAGGGAGUGAAAUACGUUGUGCAUGUGGCAUCGCCUUUUGCCACACCUGAUCUCCUCGAAAGCGAGUUUGAAUCCAGCUAUAUUCAACCAGCAAUUAAAGGGAGCAUAGGCAUGCUAGAGUCAGCAGCCAAGGUUGAAAGCAUCCAAAGAGUUGUCAUCACCGGGUCCUAUCUUUCGAUUGCCGGCUUUGCUGUCGCUGGCACAAAUGCCAUUGUUGAUGAGACUCACCGCAGCGCUGUCACUGUUGGACCGUACCCCAACUGGAUUACGGCAUACGCUGCUUCGAAGGCUUUAGCCUUUGAAGCUACUAAAGAGUGGAUGGCCAAGCAUAAGCCAUCAUUCGAUCUUAUUACUAUCGAGCCAGUGUUUGUACUUGGCCGUGAUGACUCCGCCACAAAGGUAGAGGAGCUCUUUAAAGGUUCCAACGGAAUGCUUUUAGGCCCGCUGGUAGGCCAUCCGCAACUGAGACCAACCGCGUGUAACCCAGUCCAUGUCGACGAUGUGGCACUGAUGCAUGUCCGAGCUCUUGAUCCAGCUAUUCCUGGUAACGAAGACUACUUGUCAAACUCACACUCGCUUGAAAAUAUGGAAUGGGCACAAUCUUUUGAUAUCAUCAAGAAGCAUUACCCGAAGGAAUGUGCCGAGGGCAUUUUCAAGGUCGAUACAACAGAGCGUCCGAAGACUCUCAAAGUUCGAGUUGACGGAACCAAGGCUGAAAAGGCGUUUGGGAUUACAUUCAAAUCUUUUGAAGAGCAAGUAGUCAGUGCUGCUGGACAAUAUCUGGAGCUUAUUGGUCGGAAGUAA
Molecule: messenger RNA, 1026 nt
Organism: Trichoderma atroviride IMI 206040
Lineage: Eukaryota; Fungi; Ascomycota; Sordariomycetes; Hypocreales; Hypocreaceae
Molecular function (GO): oxidoreductase activity, acting on the CH-OH group of donors, NAD or NADP as acceptor
Source: RefSeq, a predicted model, not a curated record